AUGGAUCUGGCCUUUGAAUGUGCCCCUGUCACAGGAUCUCAGAUUGAUCAUGCGGAUUAUGUGCGACCUGCCGAUAUACAGUUUUAUGCUGAACUGGGUCAGCUUGCACGUUAUUGCGACGAUAGUAUUCUGGAACUGAUUAAAGGUAGACUAGAUUCAUGUCAGCAUGCCAGCUACACGAAUUCAUUGCCUUCUAUCGACAAAUUUUUGCUGAGAUUCAAUCGAAACGUUACAAUUAUUGAAUCUUCGAACGAAACGAAACUUUUGAUGCAAACGAAUCACCUAGUGGAAACAUUUAUAAAACACAAGAGUUGGCGGAAUAAAUGGAAGCUAAUCGUUAUCAUGCCAAGCAUGGAGGAUGGCGAGCCGCGAGAGCCAGAGCAAGCAGCAGUCGAGGUAAUGCGGUCGAUUAAACAUUUGUACGAAGCGUUACCACAUCGCACUGUGCUGGUUGUAGUGCGAAGUUCCUCGCUACAGAUAUGGCAGGAUGCAUCCAAUGCGCACAGGGCAUGUGCGACGCUACUGGAACCUUGGAAGCUGUACGAAAAAUUUAAUUCUGUUUCGGUUUGGGACCAGGUGGAAAAAAUAUGCGAAAUGCAUUUUCAAAGUUCCUUGUUUACGGUGCAAAUUUUGCCGCUAAUGAGUGAUGCCUCACUGCCUUUUAUAUCGGGCUCCAGUCAGUAA
Messenger RNA from Gongylonema pulchrum, 684 nucleotides. The record is from the annotation of a GenBank genome assembly. NCBI's taxonomy places the organism in Eukaryota, Metazoa, Nematoda, Chromadorea, Rhabditida, Gongylonematidae.